CAGACGGUAUUGAGCCCGUAGCAGUGCUGGCAGUCGAGUCACAAGAUGGAGCUGGUAGACGAGUUCUGCAACUUGCUGCAGGUGCAUACUAACCGGGAUAAGGUGGUAUACCUGGCAUGCUACUCGCUCAAGUUCUGGGGCGCGACGGCCAAGCGACCCGACCUCAGCACCGCGAGCGCCCGGCUGGCGGCUGCGCGCGCCGCCACACGCCUCUUCGAUGACGCCGCCGUCAUCAAAACCCUGCACGCUUAUGGGCUAGGAAAACAGGACGGCCCAUGGUGGGGUCCAUUAGGAACGUCCCACAGCAUCUUCACACUAGCGUUCCUUCAGGCUGAGAAGCUGAUCUUCCUUCUAGACACGGGCGUCCUUAUCCUUGAUGAACGCAAAGUCUACACGAUUAGAACAGCGCACAAAUUGUUCUGGUCCUUAUUUACUUUCGUCGGAUUCCUCAGAACAAUCCGAGCUCUGCACAUAGCAGCCCAAAACCUGCGGGACCCAGAACGAACGAAAUGCGCCUCGGCAAGAUUUACCCAGGCGACCCUCACCAGCACCAAGAGCCUCUUGGAUGUCAUCCAUGUAGUGAGCUGGUUACCUCGCGGCUGGCUGUGGGGCGGCGCGCUGCAGUCCUCGCACGCCGCCGGGAUGGCCGCGCUGUCCGGAGUCCUCGGACUCAUCAUUCACUACCGCGGAAAGAAGCUAGUACCACGAUAA
Messenger RNA from Pararge aegeria (speckled wood butterfly), 711 nucleotides. RefSeq names its product peroxisomal membrane protein 11C-like. Gene Ontology annotation, biological process: peroxisome fission. NCBI's taxonomy places the organism in Eukaryota, Metazoa, Arthropoda, Insecta, Lepidoptera, Nymphalidae. The coding region runs from base 46 to 711 and encodes 221 amino acids. Gene Ontology annotation, cellular component: peroxisomal membrane. The record is from RefSeq and is a predicted model, not a curated record. The transcript has 4 exons.